Molecule: messenger RNA, 567 nt
Organism: Alosa sapidissima (American shad)
Lineage: Eukaryota; Metazoa; Chordata; Actinopteri; Clupeiformes; Clupeidae
Gene: cfap144
Product: family with sequence similarity 183 member A
Exons: 4
Coding region: 94-507 (137 amino acids)
Cellular component (GO): ciliary base
Source: RefSeq, a predicted model, not a curated record
UUGGCAACAGGACUCGGAAAUCAGACGAGGACUGCUGCUGUGUGAUUUCAGCGAUUCCGGACUGUUCUGGCGAAAGAGCAAUCUUGAUUUAACAUGGCAGACAAAAAAGCGAAGGAAAAGGAUCCCAUUGACAUCGUUCACCAGAAUGCCAUCCACGUCGAGACGAUUUUGAAAGAAAAAAGAUGUCAGAAGCUGUAUACAAAGUUCAGCAUCAACCCAUACAAGAAACUUCACGUUUUGACGGAUAAGCCCAUGUCGACGAACACUCACGAGCAGAUGGAGGCGGAUCCUACAUUCCUAAGGAUAAUUCAUGGAGCGCACCUAGAACCAACAAAGAAGUACACUUACCCAAUGACGGAAAGCCAAGAGAUUGGCUGGAUAUCUACUCCUCUGAUCGUGUCUGACCGCAGUGACCGGAGACUCAACUUCCCCCGGCAGAACUCCGAAAUCACCAAGUAUAUGGAUGCUGCAUGGCGCCUCAAAGAACAGACCCAAAACCUGCGCUAAAAGUCACACUGCUGACACAAGGAACAGCUACUCUAUAAAUCAAAGACUGUUGACAGACAA